Messenger RNA from Paramacrobiotus metropolitanus, 1473 nucleotides. Its product is annotated as zinc finger protein 714-like. Gene Ontology annotation, cellular component: transcription regulator complex; PcG protein complex. The record is from RefSeq and is a predicted model, not a curated record. Gene Ontology annotation, biological process: regulation of transcription by RNA polymerase II. Bases 386 to 1207 code for a protein of 273 amino acids. The transcript has 7 exons. NCBI's taxonomy places the organism in Eukaryota, Metazoa, Tardigrada, Eutardigrada, Parachela, Macrobiotidae. Gene Ontology annotation, molecular function: DNA-binding transcription factor activity, RNA polymerase II-specific; RNA polymerase II cis-regulatory region sequence-specific DNA binding.
CUUUGCGAAUUCUGCAGUUAACCAUAUAUUAGAGUACUUAAUUUGUUGUUGUUGUUUGUUUAUAGGUUUUUCAGCAGUAUGAAUUUAUCGCUAAUUUUUUCAAGCGCACUGUUCUUUAGUUUAUGCUUUCAUUUCAACUGUUUUAGACAUCUGUGCUUGUAGCGGACGCUGUACUAAGUGUUAGGUGUGUGACCUUAUUGGUUUCGUAGCCCUUUUCCCAUUGUUGGCUUUUCUCUUUGAGAACUUGGGUGUUUUCGGCUUUCCGCCAAUGAAAGUCACGAAAAUGUACUGAGAUUUGCGUACUGUCGCUUUUGUGCUAUUGUACACUUUGUCACCUUUGCUUACAUCCAGCGCACAUGCAACGAAAUCAAAAGCAUCUUCGAAAAUGUUGACCUGGGUGCUUUUACCGAAUGAAUUCACAGUCUCCCUGCCCGGACCUUCCAAGGAAGACGAACCUGAUCGUUCGGCACUAACAGAAAUCUUCAAUCGACAACGACUGCGAAGUAGUCGCAUUAUCCCUUGCGGAGCAACCUUUGUGCCUUGGCAUGGACAGCUGAGAUCGUUCGAUUUGGAAGUUCUUUCAGCCCCAGUCGGAUGGUGGAAUUCCUUCGGCGGAUGGCAGUGUAGCUACAUGACACCUCUCCCAAAUGGAUCAGUAAUACCGAUCCAAACGUGCAACUGGGUUCGUCUACUAUCUUUGACGCACGAUAAAGCAGAAGCCAAUCUGAUUUUGGUUACAAACUAUCCUACAACUUUUCAAGUCGUCAAUGAAAUACCGUCUAAUCAGCCCAUAUGUUGCUUUGUCGAUAACGAUAUGCCCAUACUAAAACGGUUACUGGAACAAGCUCCAAUGCAUGAUUUGCAAACCUAUCCACUACCUUUUCUUUCGUCUCCAUGCCUUCAAGGUGCAUCCAUUUUUAGUCACUUCUCACCACCGCAUGGACUAAAGUCCGUGACCUAUGCGGGAUCAGCCCGACCAGAGUCACUUGAUAUCCAUCCAAGUGUGACCUCGACAAUCACAGAUAUUCUGCCGGAAGACAAACCACGGAAAAAUUUGUCAUGUUCAUAUUGCAGUAAAACGUUCGAUCGACCUUCGCUUUUGCAAAGGCACGAGCGAAUCCACACCGGAGAGAAGCCGUUCAAAUGCGAUUCUGCCGAUUGCACCAAAUCGUUUAGCACGUCCAGUUCUUUGAAUACGCACAGGUAACAAGUUGGAUUGACAGUGCAGUAUCCGUACUACGAAUUCGGCAUUUCGAUAAUUUUUUUUAUUUUGCUUUGCGAAACAGGCGCAUUCAUACAGGAGAGAAGCCACACGAAUGCAAGCAAUGUCGGAAAAGAUUUGCCGCCAGUUCCAAUUUGUAUUAUCACAGAAUGACGCAUACAUCCGUAAGUGGCCAUUUCAGUCACUGCUGUGGCUAAUGAUGUCGUUUGGCGGUCACCGGCUCGUGGAAGCCAUCAACGGAAAGGUCAUUC